Messenger RNA from Papaver somniferum (opium poppy), 2357 nucleotides. RefSeq lists its product as uncharacterized. The transcript has 6 exons. Bases 1310 to 2044 code for a protein of 244 amino acids. The record is from RefSeq and is a predicted model, not a curated record. NCBI's taxonomy places the organism in Eukaryota, Viridiplantae, Streptophyta, Magnoliopsida, Ranunculales, Papaveraceae.
CGCAAUUCCAGUAAACAAGGAUUGGUAGUAGACACUUUCUCUAGAGAACCGUAGUAGCUAAAAUUCUAACUCUACAUCUCAUACCACCCAACAUCUAACGAAUAAACAACCAAAGAUGAUAGCAUAAACAAGAAUCAUACUCCCUCCGUUUCGUUUUUAUAGGCCGGUUUGGGAUAGCGGCGUGAUUAAGGAUUUUAUUAGUCUGCCGUUCUUUUUAUGUGUUUUUUCCAUUUUUGCGCUUACCCAAUAAAUUCCGCUCUCCAAAAUUGAAACCGAGAACAACCAAAUUCAAAACUUCUCUCUGAAAUUGAAACUGAGAAAACAACUCUUCCAAAUUCAAAAUUCGUGUGUUUUCUGGAUCUGUUGAAUUGAAUUAAAGAUGGGGAAAGGAUGAAUCAGAUUGUUUAAGAGAGUUUAAAGUUGAUAAAGAAUUUUGAUUAACUAAAGAAGAAGUUGAGAAGCGUCGUCAGAUUGUUCAAGGGUUCGAAUGAAUUUGAGAAACAUGACGGUCCUUCGAUUUGGAGUUUGGUUUUAGAUCAGUUUAAUGAUACUCUAGUUAGGGUUUUACUUGUUGCUGCUGUUAUUUCGUUUGUUUUAGCUUGGUAUGAUGGUGAUGAAGGAGAACUGUGUUGAUGAAUUCCAGCUGAUAUGAAAGUAUUGAAUGUGAGUGAAAUGGGUUUUGAUGAAUUCCAGCUGAUAUGAAAGUAUUGAAUCCGAGUGAACUGUGUUGAUGAAUUCCAGCUAUUAUUCUCAGUGUGUGUCAAUGGGGAUUCACCCUUUAAGUGUUUGAUAAAAUUACCGAGUGAAAUGGGUUUUGACUUAAAUCAAAUUCCUGUGGAUAAUCUAUCUCAAGUGAUGAAGAAGAAGAAGAAGAAGAAGAAGAUUUAUACAACAAGAUAAUGCAAAACCACAUGCCCACGAGAAUGAUAAAUUUUUUUAUGGAAGCGGUUAGAAGUUAUGGGUUAGAUAUCGAGUUGUUGUGUCAACCUCCAAACAGCCCCGACUUGAAUGUUUUAGAAUGGGUUCUUCAGCGCUAUAUCUGCACUUCAUCAUACUGAUGCUCCAACUACAGUAGAUGAGUUUAUCGCAAGUGUUGCGAGAGCGUUUGAAAGUUUCUCGGUUGAAGACGCAAAUAAUGUUUUCAUAACAUUACAAUCUUGCAUGAAGGAGAUUCUUAGAAUCAAGGGUGGGAUUCACUACAAGAUUCCUCAUAUGCAUAAAUGGUGUUUAAUUAGAGAUGGACAACUCCCAAAUGUACUUGAGUGUGAUCCUCAAGUAUUGAAUGAGGCCAGGGAAUUUAUGAGAAAGUAUGAAAUUAUGCAAGAAAGUUCUUCAGAGAGCCAAAUCUAUCAAUAAAUUGAAGAUAGCACAGCUCAUGGACCUCCCUCCAGUAGCAAUUGUAUGCGGGUUAGCAGGAAAGCAUUGCACAGAGGUCUAUUAUCCGAAGCCACUGCUUGAGCUAUAUAGGAGAAGCAUCCAUAUUCGUCCACCUCGUGAUUCAGCACCCAAGCCACCUGAACCAGUCGUUCCGCUUAUCCCAAUGGAAGAAAACAAUGGCUUUGGUGCUCAAUGGUUAAGGCCAUUACUGGAAGCAAACUAUUUCAUUCCUUGUAGUGACCAUGGGGAAGAAAUAUCUAAAAGUGAAUGCAAAUAUUUUUGCUUGGAUUGUAUGGGUAAAUCCAUUUGUUCUUACUGUCUGAUUCAUCAUAGAGAACAUCGCAUUGUUGAAAUAAGGAGGUCUAACUACCACAACGUUAUAAGGGUUAAUGAAGUUCAGAAGCACAUAGACAUUUCUGGUGUUCAACAUUAUGUAAUCAACAAUGCUGAAAUUGUUUUUCUCAACGAACGCCCUCAAUUAAGACAUGGUAAAGGAGUUACAAAUACAUGUGAAAUUUGUGCCAGGACCUUGCUUGAUUCAUUCAGAUUUUGUUCUUUGGGUUGUAAGGCGAAGAAGAUGAUGUAUGCUGUCGAAAAGCUAUGGAAUCUGUGGAAAAGCUUUCCAAGUAAACAUGUCAGAUCAAGAACUUCAAUCAGGCCACUUUGAUAUUUGUUCAGGUUGCAGGAUAGCAAUAAGGAAAACAUCAAAUUGGUUUGCACUAAAGAAAAGCCUUUGCCAAGGAGGAAAAUACAGAAAAGGAGUCUGUACAGGAAAAGGAAAGGGAGGAAAGCGUUAACAGUUCGCCAACCAGUUUUUUUCCUUAUGCAGUCCAAUUGUUCUUACUCAAUUGAAGUCCAGAUAUUGUAUUCAUGGUGACUCAUUCUUUAACAAAAACUUCUAGUACUCCAUUGAAGUCUAGAGAUUGUAUUCAUGAUGAUUUAUCAACAAAAACUCAUUUCAAUAAAAAACACUUCCUGUA